UGCACCUUCGCCUUCGUGCCCCCUGCCAUGGCAACCACAGCGCAGCAGACCAUGGAGAGCGUUGAGAGCCGUCGCUCGCAGCUCGAGGAGACCGUGGCCAAGCUCCGCAAGGCAUUGGACCACUGGUCAACCUGGGAGAUGGAGUACCAGAUCCUCAAAGAAGAGCUGCAGGCUGCAGGCUCGCCUUCCCCGUCGAAGAUGGCCCAGAUAGGCCGCGAUAUGCAAGGUCAACUCGUCAAUGAGAAAGAAGUCGAGGAGCUGCUCGGCAAAAAUUUACCAUCGAAACGCACUGCUAACCAGAUCAUUGACAUGAUAUCCAGACGGCUUGACUAUGUCGGGCAGAAUCGCGACAGCGUCGAGAAGCAGUUCGACAAGGCGCAGAAACAGCUCGAAGCUCUUGAGAUGUUGACGGAUCAGGGGCUGGAGACCGAGGAGGGGUUGCCAAUGAUGGACAUCGAGGAACGGCUAGAUGACGAUGAUAAUGUUCUCUCAAGUUCGGUCACUCAGCCUGGAAAGGUUGCUCCUCAGCUCGUAGAGGCAUUACGGAAAGCUGGAGUGCACAAGUCCGAGCAAAAGAAAUCGGAGACCGAACAGGAUAUGUCCGACGAUGAGCUGUCUACACCUUCUGCAUCGGCACCUUCAAAUUCUGCAACCCCGCCCGCUCCACCUUCAGCAACGGUUUCUGGAAAUCCGUCAACGCUCUCCACCAUAUCUAAGGGCAAGUCAAACGCCUCCGAAACCCAGAAGAAAUCAGUGUCGUUUGCAAACGAUGUUCAGGUUGAGACUUUUGAGAAGCCGAGGACUCUGAAAGAUGACGUGCGGAAUUGGAAUCUUCCGCCUGGGGCCAAAGUUUACGAGAUUGACGCUGAAAAUGAAGAUAUUCUCGAGAAAGCCGUUGUUCCUGACACCGACACUCCGGAAGAAGCUGCUUUAAGGCAAGAGAUGCUUCAGUACGGACUGUCUGAAGUCAACGAUGUUGUUGCCGAGCUCAAUCUAGAGACCGAUGAUGAAGACAUGGACGACGACCAUGAUGAGGACUACGAUGCGUACGACAGCGAACUCAGUGAAGAGGAAGACAAGUUCGGCCGCAGUACCCGUCGUGUUCUGUCAGAUGAUUACAUAAAAGAGAUGCGCGAGCUGGAGAAGAAGCUCAAUGCUCGCAUGCUGGAGAAUGUCGGACCCAACUCGGAAUUGCUGGAGAAAGCUGUCGAUGCUCGCACGCUCCGUGUUCGCAACGACGAUGAGUUCGAACAAACGAUGACAACUGCAAUUCCAUCCGGCACUAGCAUGUCCAGCAAGGGCGUGCGAUUCGAUGGCGAUGAGGACAUGGAAGAUGCACCGCAACCUGCUGCUCAGCCUUCUGUGCCCAUCAAGCUGCCACCUACAAUAUCCGAUACGAUCGUAGAGCGUGCGCCUUCGGUCCCUCAACCACCUUCAAGUUCUGCCAAGUCGGCCAGAGUGUCGCGCUUCAAGAGCGCUCGCGCGCCUACCAACGAUCCGCCUACAUUCCUUCCAAAUCCUGCAGUACCAGAGCCGCCUCCUAUACCUACAGGUCCCAAAGGGAGCAUCCUCGCGGGCACCGUCGCUGAACACACUCCGCAUCCAUCCGAACCACAAGUGCCCGACGAGCUCGAUCCUGUCAUACACAACCGUGAAAUCACAGCCGAGUACCACAAGCUCCGCAACAAGAUGAUUCAGCAACAAGGUGGUUUCAAACCCUCUGAGGAAGAUGAGCUCGAUCCGUUGGUGGAGGAACGCAACGGCAAGACAAAAAAAGUAAGUCGCUUCAAAGCUGCGAAGCUGAAGGCAGAGGGUUUGUAGACUUUCAUGUUACCUGCGAGCAAUCAUUGCUCGACCCUUAUCUUGUGCUCCCCCUCACUUUCCUUGUGAGUGAUGUGGGUCAGCUGCCCCCUAUGGUGGUCGCGGCGCUCGAAUGUGCUUCUAUGCACGGAACCCAUGCCCGUGAGAGAUGCCUAGCCAUGCGUCUGACUCACAUUUUAUGGUGUCCAAGAUUGAAUCCAGAGGGCUCUCUGACGGGACUUGCUAGCUUGGCAGCUCAUGCAAGUCUCGAUUGUUUUUACGCCCUGUACAUUAAAAAAUCAUCGAAAAGGUGUUGGAGUUGAUGCGCUUCGGUCAGCAACCAUACCAUCGGAGCGGUUCAUGAUGACC
Paraphaeosphaeria sporulosa is the source of this 2169-nucleotide messenger RNA. RefSeq lists its product as uncharacterized. NCBI's taxonomy places the organism in Eukaryota, Fungi, Ascomycota, Dothideomycetes, Pleosporales, Didymosphaeriaceae. The record is from RefSeq and is a predicted model, not a curated record. Bases 28 to 1821 code for a protein of 597 amino acids. Gene Ontology annotation, biological process: negative regulation of transcription by RNA polymerase II; negative regulation of phosphatase activity. The transcript has a single exon. Gene Ontology annotation, molecular function: phosphatase inhibitor activity; chromatin binding; transcription corepressor activity.